AUGGUGAGUGAAGACAGAAAUCAAAGUGCUGCAGUCAUAUUCAUCCUCCUAGGAUUCUCUGAUUACCCAGAUCUCCAAGUCCCCCUCUUCCUUCUAUUUCUGCUUAUCUAUGUGGUCACAGUUUUGGGAAAUCUGGGAAUGAUUCUGAUCAUCAGCAUCAACCCCAAACUGCACACUCCCAUGUACUUUUUUCUCAGUCAUUUGUCUUUUGUGGAUUUCUGUUACUCCACUGGAGUCACACCCAAGCUCUUAGAAAACCUAGUUGUGGAAGACAGAAGGAUUUCUUUUGGAAGCUGCAUCACGCAGUACUUUUUCACUGCUACCAGUGUGUUGACAGAAGCUUUCUUGUUGGCUGUAAUGGCCUAUGACCGUUUUGUGGCCAUUUCUGAUCCCCUUUUGUACUUGGUUAUGAUGUCCCAGAAACGAUGUACACUGCUGGUGACUGGAGCAUAUGCAUGGGGAAUAGCUUCUUCCCUCAUAUUUACCUAUUCUCUCAUUAGAUUGUCUUUUUGUGGCACUAAUAUUAUUAAUAAUUUUCUCUGUGAAUAUUCUGUCAUUCUCUCUGUCUCCUGUUCAGAUAGAUACUUUAGUGAAAUGAUACUUUUCGUCCUUGCUAAUUUUAAUGUCUUGAGCAUCCUCAUAAUCAUCUUCAGCUCCUAUAUUUUAAUUUUCAUCACCAUCAUCAAAAUGGAGUCAGCCAGUGGGAGGAACAAAGCCUUUUCCACCUGUGCCUCCCACUUGAUUGUCAUCUCUAUCUUCUACGGGACCCUUCUUUUUCUCUAUUGUUUCCCCAGUUCUAAAAAUUCAUGACUUAUAGUCAAAAUGACUUCUGUUUUUUACACAGUGGUCAUUCCCAUGUUGAACCCUCUAAUAUACAGUCUGAGGAACAAAGAUGUUAAAGAAGCUGUCAGGAAACUAAUGGACACCAAAAUAUUUUCUUCCUAA
Dromiciops gliroides (monito del monte) is the source of this 945-nucleotide messenger RNA. RefSeq names its product olfactory receptor 5D18-like. Gene Ontology annotation, biological process: sensory perception of smell; G protein-coupled receptor signaling pathway. The transcript has a single exon. Gene Ontology annotation, molecular function: G protein-coupled receptor activity; olfactory receptor activity; odorant binding. NCBI's taxonomy places the organism in Eukaryota, Metazoa, Chordata, Mammalia, Microbiotheria, Microbiotheriidae. The record is from RefSeq and is a predicted model, not a curated record. Gene Ontology annotation, cellular component: membrane.